Molecule: messenger RNA, 1014 nt
Organism: Cladophialophora psammophila CBS 110553
Lineage: Eukaryota; Fungi; Ascomycota; Eurotiomycetes; Chaetothyriales; Herpotrichiellaceae
Product: D-3-phosphoglycerate dehydrogenase
Exons: 2
Coding region: 1-1014 (337 amino acids)
Cellular component (GO): cytosol
Molecular function (GO): hydroxypyruvate reductase [NAD(P)H] activity; glyoxylate reductase (NADPH) activity; NAD binding
Source: RefSeq, a predicted model, not a curated record
AUGUCCUCCAAACCAAAAAUACUCCUUCUCGGGCAGAUUGACCAUGCUCAAGAAACAUGGCAAUCCCUCAGCUCUCUUGCCGACCUGAUAGUUCCGACCGCCUCCAAUCGCGACGACUUCAUCAAAGAUUGCCGAUCUGGUAAGCUCGACGGAGUGGUCGCCGCCUAUCGUACUUUCCAGUCAACAAGCAUAACUGGUCUUUUUGACGCCGAGCUCUGCAAUGCUCUUCCAAAAUCAUGGAGAUACCUCGCUCACUGUGGGGCUGGGUACGACCAGAUCGACCCCGAAGCCUGUUCUGCAAGGGAUCCCCCCCUUCUGAUUUCCAAUGUUCCAACGGCAGUUGAUGAUGCCACAGCAGACACGGCGAUCUUUCUCAUGUUGGGAGCUCUGCGAAACUUCAAUACCAGCAUGGCUGCAUUGCGAAGAGGUCAUUGGCGUGGUACUCCACCCCCGUCUUUAGGCCAUGAUCCCCAGGAUAAAGUACUUGGAAUCCUAGGCAUGGGCGGUAUCGGGCGAAACAUGAAGAAAAAGGCCGAGGCGUUUGGCAUGACGGUCAUCUAUCAUAAUCGACGACAACUUGAUCCUUCAUUAGCCGGUGGCGCGGAGUAUGCUUCCUUCGAAGAACUCCUGAAGCGAAGUGACGUACUGAGUCUGAAUCUCCCACUGAACCCGAAAACUCGCCACACCAUUUCCACCGAGCAAUUCAAAUUGAUGAAACCGAGCGCGAUAAUCGUGAACACCGCACGCGGAGCGGUGAUUGACGAAGCCGCGCUAGUGGACGCCCUAGAUAAAGGGCUCAUCGCGGGCGCCGGCCUGGACGUGUAUGAAGAGGAACCCCGAAUUCACCCGGGCCUGGUGGGAAACGAAAAGGUCAUGCUAUUGCCGCAUAUGGGCACGUGGACGAGCGAGACGUUGAAAAAGAUGGAGGAGUGGGCGAUUGCGAACGUGAGACUCGCGCUGGAGAGGGGCGAGUUGAUGAGUCCUAUCUUUGAGCAGAAGGAUAUGCGGAGGUAG